Messenger RNA from Oenanthe melanoleuca, 1937 nucleotides. Its product is annotated as cobalamin binding intrinsic factor-like. Lineage: Eukaryota; Metazoa; Chordata; Aves; Passeriformes; Muscicapidae. The transcript is spliced from 7 exons. Gene Ontology annotation, biological process: cobalamin transport. The record is from RefSeq and is a predicted model, not a curated record. Gene Ontology annotation, molecular function: cobalamin binding.
UGCUCUCCAGCCAGCCCAGAUCCCUGCUUCCACUGGGCCUUGUCCAGCCAGACCUUCAGCCUGGACCUGCUCCCAGCUGGACCCUUCCCACCCAAACCAUUCCAUGAUUUCACCGACACUGUCUCCAGAAGGAGCUGGGACGGACGGGAUCCAAACUCUUCCUAACAGCCUGGAAAACAGCAUCCAUCACCUUACAUCAUCUCCAGUACUCAUGGUCUUAUCUCAGACAUCAAACCAGUCAGACAGGAGCAGCCCAUCCUCAACCCAUGGUGGUGGUGCCACCCUGCAGGACCUUCUGUGACCACACAGAUAAACUGGCACCGUGUGGCAACACCAGAGCAGGAGUGGGCGGGCAAGUGACCUCAGGAUGGCACCAGGAGCAGAUAAAAGCAGGAGGCACAGCUGGAGAGAUGAGUGCCCCCGGGACUCUGCUGCCCUGACUGGAUCAGCUCUCCUGAGGACAGAGGAUGGCCAGCAUGGCUUACAGCAUGGGGAUCCUGCUGGCCCUGGCAGGUGCCAUGGUCACACAGGGCUGCGGGGACUGUCACUCCUCCUGCAGCGGCAGCGCAGACAGACCGGUGACACUGCAGGGGGACGAGUGGAUGAUGCACAGGGCUCCUGCCGACCUGCCCUCAGUGGCACAGGGGUACCAGACUGCAGAUCCCUGCCCCUGCCAGGUCCAGAAGCUGCUGCACCGCAUGGAGGAAUCCGUCAAGUUUGACAAACCACCGAACCCCAGCAUCCUGCUGGCCAUGAACCUGGUUGGAGCCACCCACGGCUGCAUCCACAGCUGGCUGCUCCAGGAGAUAAAGAGGGAUGCAGUGGAGAGAGCCCAGACAGACAUGACCUCGGGACAGGUGGCUCUGUACGUCCUUGCCCUCCUCUCCUCCUGCCAGGACCCCCACUGUGUCCAUGCCAUGGGGAAGACCAUCAACCUGGUGCCCAUCCUGAAGGAGAAAACGAAUGAGGAGAUCAGCAGAAAAGGUACACAGGGCCUUGCAGUGAUCACCUGGUACAGUGAGAGCCUGGACAUCCUGGCCCUGUGCCUGGUGAAGGAAUACGACAUCCAAGAUGCAGUCGAGGCUGUAGCUAAGGAGCUGCUGAACCCCAAUAGCUCCCUUGAUGUGGACACCCGGGCCAUGGCGGUACUGGCGCUGGUGUGUGCCUACAAUCACACAUACAAGCAGAAUCUGAUCCAUGAUGCACUAAACAAGGUGACCAACGAUUUCCUGGAUGAGCAAGAGAGAAGGCAUGGCAUGAUCGGGAAUAUCUCCAGCAUGGGGCUGGCCCUGCAGGCUCUGGAGACCUCGGGAGAGUUUUACGCCCCGCGGCAGUGGGACAGUGCCCAGGCCUUCAGCGUGGUCUGCAGCUAUGACUACCUGCUGCCCAUGGCCAUGGCCCAGGUGCUGCCUCCCCUCGUGGACAGGUCCUACCUGAACGCAGGUGGGUGGGGCUGUGCUGCCACAACGGAAUGGCCCCAAGCCAACAGCUGCCCCUGACACCAGUGCUGGGAACAAUUGGGAUUCCAACCUGGAGCCAGCCCUGCGGGUAUGACACUCCUGCCCUGUGCCAGGUGGGCUGUGCCAGGUGCCCACAUGCUGCUCUCCCCACCCACAGCUCCCAUCACGGUGCAGUUCUCCAUCACCAACACGAUGAAGAAUUACUUCCACUACUCCACCUCGGUGUGUGUCCCAGAGAACUCCACACUGCUGCGGGUGAUGGAGGUGGCAAGGAAUGAGAAACCCAACAUGUUUUGCUUCACAAUAAAGGAGGAAAAACUGGGUCCCUUUGUGACCUCCAUCCAUGGGCUGGCUGGCAAUGCAACUGAAAGGACCUACUGGCAGUUCUUCAGCAGCUGGAGUCCCCUCCAGAAAGGGGUCGGAAUCUACAAGCCGAAAAACUGGGAGCACAUCCAAGCAAUCUUCAGCACCUACUGA